AAACCUGCGGGAUUAGAGGAUAGCGCUGCCCGAAUCCGGGACCUCCCUGCCACGGAGGGUUUAAAUCCCCCGCGCGGUGCCACCCGCGGAAUUCCCGCACCCCGCGCUCCCCACGCGUGUCUCCGUCCGGGAGAGCUGCGGGAGCGGAGCCGCAGCAUCGCCGUCUGCGGGCACGGAGGAAGGCUUAGAAACACCGCCGAGAAUUAACCGCAGGAACACCCCGACUCAUUCGGGGCCGCUGCUCGGCCCGCAGCGGGCAGAGAACGGCGUGAAACGCCCCAAAGCGCGCAGGUGACCCCGCUCCCCCCGCCCGCCGCGGGUGUCGCAACCGCGCCCGUCCUCAGCCGCGCCCCGCGGGGCGGGCGGCGCAGGGAGCGCGCAGGGAGCGCGCAGGGCGCGGGCAGCGCUGCCGGCCCCGCGCCCGGCCCCGCCGGCCGCCCCGCGCCGCCGAUGCUGUCGGUGCCGGUGCCGGUGGCGGGCGCGGGGGCGGCGCGGGGCGCGGGCUCCCUGCCCCGCCGGCGCACCAUGUGCAGCGGCGUCGGCUGCUUCUGGGCGCUGCUGUCCGCCGGCCUCCUGGCCGCCUGCGCCGCCGCCUUCCUCUCGCCGGCCUGGCUGCUGCCGCCCGGCCGCGCCGCAGCCGGCUUCGGCUUGCUCUGGCGCUGCGCCGGGCCGCCCCGCGGCUGCCACGGCUCCGCCGGCCCCGGUGGCUUCGGAGACAUCCCCUCCGGUUCCUGGCAGACCAGCGCCGUGCUGUGUGCGGGCGGCUGUGCCCUGCUGGCCCUCAGCUCCCUGCUGGCCAUCGUCGCUGUCCUGCUGCCCGGCGGAGCCUGCGAGCGCCGAGUCUGCACCCUGGCUGGCUACAUGCAGACAGCAGCAGUGUUCAUAAUGGCUUCUGGGCUUUUGGUUUACCCUUUUGGUUUCAACUCUGCUACUGUGAAGAGAUUCUGUGAGAACUCAGACAUCUACUAUGCAGGAGACUGCCAGAUUGGAUGGGGGUACAUGCUGGCAAUUGUUGGGGUCAUGUUGUCUGUCUUUUUACCAUUCUUUGCAAAAUAUGCACCAAAAGAGCACAUAUCUCCAACUCCAAUACCUACUAUUUUAUAGUAUUUGAUUACUGUUUAAGAACAGAACAUUCCUGUCUACAGUAAUGGGCAGAAAUUCUUAAAGCACUUCCAGCUGGCUGUGUUGCUAAAGAGAGGAGAGGAGAUGGGGAAGAGAAGGUCAGAUUGACAAAGACCAAAAGUGCAUUGAAAGUCUUCCGUAAGCACGAGAGCAGCGAACGCUCUGGAAUUGGAAUGGGAUCAAUCUGCAGCCUUUACACUGCUCUAAACAGAUAAUGGCAUCAUGCCUUAGACAAAACAAAAAUCAGUUUAUCCUCGAAACAUCUGUCUACCUCCCAGUUUCUUUGGUGUCUCAAAAUUGUGAGUCUUAAAGGCUUCGAUUCACUUUUGAUAUAUUGUGAAAUGUCAGAACUUUUACGAACCCGGUAACUUUAAAAUCAAUAAUGAUAUUUUGUUACAAUUAUUUUGAUUAGUGAAAAAAGCACCUACUAGUAGCCACAGCCUAAAAUUAAGAUUGAUAGCUAAAAAGAAUUGUAUACAAGAAAAAAGUUUCUUUUUAAUCUAUAUAUAUUAGCAACACCUGCAUAUUGUAAGUUCUGGGCACAGUUUUUACUUCUGCUCUAAUUGCCAAGAUACAGAGCCAUCUUCAUGAAGUCUUGGGUAAAAUUGAAAUUUCUUUUUUUCCGAGACCUCCAACCACUUCCAAAGGCUUCAUGAUGAUUUAAUAUUUUAACAAAAGGGAAAAAAAAACCCCCUAAGAAUUUGUUUUCAGUAUUUCUUAAAUUAUAAUUCUAGGUAGACUUUAACAAAAUGUUUUGAACUAUGACAACUGUAGAUUUUGGGUUUUGUUGUUUAAGGCUGAAAAUUAAAAAAAAAUAUCUCUGUUUACAAAAAUGUCUGUGCCCAACGUCCUUCUCUGUAGUGAUCAUACAAGCCAGAAUGAACUAAUUCCAGUGGUUCCAUUGCAAUUCAGAGUCCAGACUGUAAAACAAAAAAGUGAAAUGCUAUUGAACGCGACUAGCAAAAAUCGGAUGCUGUGUCAGAAUUACAAUGGCCAUAUUUCAUUAGUCUGUAUGGAAAUUUUGUGAGGUCUGAUUUCCACAAUAGCACUGAAUUCAUUAUUAUCAAGCAUUGAAAUAAGUGCACUUGAUUGCCUUAAGCAAAAGAAACAUUGGGUUCUAAUCUCACACCACUGUUGUGUUUUGCAUUUAAAAUAAAAAUUUAAUUCUAA
This is a messenger RNA of Prinia subflava (tawny-flanked prinia), 2292 nucleotides long. RefSeq names its product LHFPL tetraspan subfamily member 7 (gene LHFPL7). Gene Ontology annotation, cellular component: membrane. The transcript is spliced from 3 exons. The record is from RefSeq and is a predicted model, not a curated record. NCBI's taxonomy places the organism in Eukaryota, Metazoa, Chordata, Aves, Passeriformes, Cisticolidae. Bases 451 to 1104 code for a protein of 217 amino acids.